Messenger RNA from Salvia hispanica, 1264 nucleotides. RefSeq lists its product as uncharacterized. Gene Ontology annotation, biological process: tRNA splicing, via endonucleolytic cleavage and ligation. Gene Ontology annotation, molecular function: tRNA 2'-phosphotransferase activity. The record is from RefSeq and is a predicted model, not a curated record. Lineage: Eukaryota; Viridiplantae; Streptophyta; Magnoliopsida; Lamiales; Lamiaceae.
AAUCGUAAACUCAAUUUCCCCUGAUUCACAUAUACUCUCCCAAAUUCUCAAUUGCAAUCCCAAACCCUACCCUCCUCUCCUCUCCUCUCACACACACCACAGCCUUCCUUGCCUUCUCGCCGUUGCUGCCUUGCCUCACCGAAUUCAUUAUUGAGUCUUUCUCACCUCUGAUGUCCGUAGCUUUCCGCGUUCUAGGUUACCGCUCUCUUUUGCUGACACCUUCCAUAGUUGAUUCUCGUUCCUUGUUGCAACAUUCCAGAUUCCAACACUCAAGAUUGAUGGAAAGUCAUCGCGUUGCAGCUGGAAACCCCAGUUAUGUUACCUCAGCUCAUUAUAACAAAGGUAGUGGGGGCAGAGGUAGAGGAAUCGAGACGAAAGAUAACCGCCAAAGAUCAAGAGGGAAUGGCAGAUCCUCUUCGGGAAAUGAUAAGAUUAAUGCACUUGGCAGACUGCUAACGCGCAUAUUGAGACACCAGGCCUCUGACUUGAAUCUGGAUAUGAGGAAUGAUGGUUAUGUCAAGGUCCAAGAUCUGCUUAAGUUAAAUUUGAAAACUAUGGCAAAUAUUCCAUUGCGAUCACACACAGUUGAAGAAAUUAGAGAGGCUGUCAGACAAGAUAACAAACACCGGUUUAGCCUAUUGGAAGAAAAUGGAGAGCUUUUGCUACGUGCAAACCAAGGUCACAGUAUAGUGACAGUGGAAACAGAGAGCCUGUUGAAACCUAUACUUUCACCUGAAGAAGUUCCAGUUUGUGUGCAUGGAACCUACAAGAAGAACUUGGAAUCAAUCCUAAGGGAAGGUCUCAAGCGCAUGCAGAGGUUACACGUGCAUUUCUGUAGUGGCUUGCCAAGGGAUGCAGAAGUUGUUAGUGGUAUGAGGCGAGAUGUUGACACGUUAAUCUUUCUCGAUGUGAGAAAAGCUAUGGAAGAGGGAAUGAAACUUUUUGUAUCCGACAACAAGGUGAUUUUAACCGAGGGUUUUGAUGGAGUGGUGCCUGUGAAGUACUUCCAGAAGAUAGAAUCUUGGCCUCAAAGACGGCCCAUACCUUUUUAGAUGGCAAUGGAUAUUCCAAUUGAAUUUCUCUUUCAAGGUAAAACACGAUGAUGCUUAUCUAUGCACACGCGGACGAUCUCCAUUUCCUUGUACGAAACAUUACAGAGAAGUGUGUUUAUCUGCUCCAAUGACUGAGAACCAUGUUUCAGCAUAAUCUUUAUCCUAAAUGUGUAAAUACUCGAGUAUUAUAUUGCCAUUGCUUUUUUUGCUUC